GACUGAACAAACACUUUUUAUUGGAUGUCUUUGCCGUCCAUUACGUCCCUUUGUUCUCUCAUUGGCUACUCAUUUGCGGGUUUAUCUCUCCAUCGCGUGCUGCUCCUGUAGUAUCACAGCUUAUUAUCCUACCAUAUACGUCCGCCAAAACAUAUAGUUCGCAGUGGUAAUUCUUCUACUUUACACUAACUGCACAGUGUCUCUUGCAGGACGCAUCUUAAAUCCUUAUUUCGCGCCUCCUGCCUGCUAUAUGUCUUUCUCACUUCUUCGAACGAGGCGGCACAACUGUUUUCUCCUCUGGGCAUUUUGAAACUGGACACCGCUGGCGCUGAGGCCCCCUCUUUUCCAUGCGGAGGAAUACGUUGUUGCUGCUGACAAUGUGGAUGGAGGAGCUUUAAGAUGUCUACUAGAAGAAUGAAUCCAUCUCAGUUGUAGCAACAAAAAAAGGGAAGUCGUGUGGCAGGCAGAGAGCGGUUGUUUGGAUAUUGACCGGGUACUUUGUAUACUUUGUAUUUACAACGCGGAUUGCUUUACAGAAGGAUGAAGUGCAAAUAGGAGACGUUUUAUGGUGAUCCAACGCUUUUCAUGCGCCGAGGUUCAAAUCGUGCCCAAGUUUUGUUUUGUUUUUUUUCCUCCUAUGAGACUCAGCCUUUCUUUAUAACCGCUGGAUGUGAAGCAUCUCAUCAAGAGAGGGCUCUUUAAAGACAGCGGGGCAUGAACGAUCAGCAGGGCCACAGAAUGGCGGUCGAAACAGAUAAGGAACUCAGCGACCUCUUGGAUUUUAGUGCGAUGUUUGCGCCCCCUGUGGCCAACGGGAAGACUCGACCAACCACGCUUGCCAGCAGUCAGUUUGGUGGCUCGGGAUUGGAUGAACGCAGCGGUUCCAGUCCCUGGGCUGCUGGGGAGCAGGGCAGCCCUUCGUUCAAUCAUGGACGGAGUUACAGUGAGGGCUCACACUACAGUGAGCAUGAUGGGCUUUCUUCACCAUUCCUCAGCUCUGGGAUUGGCGGAAAGAAUGAAAGGGGACCUUAUCCUUCAUUUGGUGCCCAGCAAGGGUUCCUGCCUUCAGACAUUGUGAUGGCCAAUGCUGAUGCCAUGUCUCCCUCAGGCCUGAAGUCUGGUUCUCAGUUUUACCCAACCUUCUCCAACAACCCCCGGAGACGCCCACCAGAUGGAAACAUUGAGACCCAACCGAAAAAGAUUAGGAAGCCACCAGGACUGCCAUCUUCUGUGUAUGCCUCCACGUCCGGUGAUGAGUAUCCUCGGGACAGCGCUGGAUAUCCAGGCUCCAAACCCGGUCCUGUGUACCCCGGCUCCUUCUACAUGCAAGAGGGUCUGCAGCCUUCCUCUGACCCCUGGGCGUCUUCUGGGCCUCUGGGCCAGUCAGGCUAUUCGGCCAUGCUGGGCAACUCGCCCCACAUCAGCCAGCCAGGCUCCUUCACUGCCAUCAAUCCACAGGACAGGAUGAAGCGCCAGCCGCUGCCUCUCUCCCCACAAAACUACCCUCUCCACGGCGCUGACGUCAAUGGCUUCCAUUCAGGCUCGGGAACAUACAACCACACAUCGUCCGUUAAUGGUGCAGACAGCAUUAUGGUCAGUAGAAGUUCAGCUACAGGCAGCUCAGGUGAUGAGAUUGGAAAAGCCCUAGCCUCGAUCUACCCUUCAGACCACAACAGUAACAAUUUCCCCUCCACACCCUCCACGCCAGUUGGCUCGCCCCAGGGCAUUGCAGGUGCUUCUCAGUGGCCAAGAUCUGCUAGCCAAACUGCCCUCUCGCCUAGCUAUGAAGGUGGACUACAUGCACUCAAUAAAAUGGAGGACCAUCUAGAGGAGGCCAUCCAUGUACUGCGCAGUCAUGCAGUGGGGCAGGGCCCAGGCUCAAGUCUUGGUGGAGCCCACUCAGACGUUCACAGUCUGCUGAGUGCUGUGUCCGCGUCUAUUCAUAAUGGAGCCCUGGGAAGCCUUGGCCAGGGCUUCCCCGGUGCUGGGCUGGCUCUGGGCAGCAGACAUCCUGCCAUGGGUGGAAGUCACCAUGAUGACCCUGCAUGCCUCCCUCCCAGCAGCAGCAGCCUAUUACCAACGUCCCACGCUUCAGGCACCCCACAGCCUGCAGGAGCACCAGAGGGCUUCACUAGUUUGCCAGGAGGCGUAGCCACGCACUCCUCAAACAGCAGCGAUAUUAAGAGGGAAGACAAAGAUGAUGAUGAGAACUCCUCCAUUGCAGAUAAGUCUGAAGAGGAAAAGAAGGACCCCAAAGUGUCUCGCAACAGAACAAGAAAGGAGGCGUUUUCCCUCCAGAUCCAUUCAAGUGUUUCAGACCAGGGAGAAGAUAAAGAUGAUGAUGAGGAUGAUGAAGAUUUGCCUGCCGAGGUGAAGCUGGAACGGGAAAAAGAGCGGCGUGUGGCCAACAAUGCACGAGAAAGAUUGCGUGUGCGAGACAUCAACGAGGCUUUUAAAGAGCUGGGCCGCAUGUGUCAACUGCACCUGAGCACGGACAAACCGCAGACCAAACUGCUCAUCCUUCACCAGGCCGUCAACGUCAUCCUCAAUCUGGAGCAGCAAGUGCGGGAGCGUAAUCUGAACCCGAAGGCAGCAUGUCUGAAACGGCGGGAGGAAGAAAAAGUUUCUGGUGUGGUGGGUGACUCUCCAAUGCAGUUGCCUGGACCUCACCCUGCUCUGGGAGGAGAUGGACACAGUUCUGUCGGGCAUAUAUGAUGAUCUUUGGCUGGAAGAAGUGGCCUUUUUAUCUCUUCCUUCAUCCUCUUCAAAGUAUGUGUGUGUGUGUGUGUGUGUGUGUGUGUGUGUGUGUGUGUGUGUGUGUUUUCACACAUGUUGACUUGGAAAGUGUAUCAUCCAUGAAAUGUAAGAGGUGCAUCUUCACACGUCCAGAAACACAAGUGUACUGCCAAACUGACAACCCAUUUUGCUGCACUCCUGAUUGUGAUUACCAGCGUAAAUGUGAAGAACUGUGUAUUUUAUUUUCCUCUUAUUUUUUUUAUUAUAUAUAUAUUUUUUCUGCUUCCAUAUACUGAUGGAACACAGGGAUAGAUAUGUUAUAUCUACCAUGGACAGUUUACCCCACAGCUGAGUAUGAGGGGAGGGGGGGGAGGGACUUACAAAUGUCAAGAUUUAAUCAAGGAUUUGUGCCUAAAUAAUUGUUACAUUUUUAUAAGAGACACUGAAGCAAAUCGCUUACUUGUGUGGAACAAAUCUGUUUGGGAGUUGCUUGUAAAUGAGCAAUGUUUUUAUGUAGCUUGGCAUUCCCUGCUUAAAGGUACAGUCUUACAUGUGUUGUGUAACCAAACCCAUGUGAAGUGGGGGAGAACCUGUGGUGCUUUUUGGGGACUGCAUAUCCCACCAUGCCCUAGGUCUGUAUUUAAAGAGUGGAAAGCUCACAGACCAGCUAAAGUCAUCCGCCUUUUCUUGUGAAGCUAAUGGUUUCAAUCAAAGCUGAGAUUUUUCUCUUUUUUUUUUCUCUAAAUGACACUUCAGAUUUUUUUUUUUAAAUGGCAGAUUGUGAUUGGUCACGGUUCUGCCAACCAGAGCAAACACAAAGCUCAUGAGAGCACUCAAAGGUGCCUGUGUUAACUUAAGACCCCAGUUGGAAGUAUUUGGUACAUUUCUAAAGUAAAUUCACCAGCCUCAGCAUUCCUGCUUGUUUCUAGUUAUCUCGUCUCCUGUGUAAGCCCAGACUGAAGCCCUGAUGCCCAGCAGUGUGAGAGUUACGACAUUAUUUCAGGGCUAUCCUGUUGUCAGCAAACCAAGUCUGCUGUUCUAGCUAAGGAUACUCUGAUUCCUAGACAGUAAAUACUCCAGCACAUCUCUCGUUGUUCUCUUGUCCUUCAUAAAACACCAGUUCAGAGCAUUUUCUGAAAAGGGGCGUACAUGCUCUCGUUGACUGUUGUUGCCAAAACUCUGAAACCUCAUUAUGUCCUCCCACACACACACAAAGGAUAUUAUUUCAACUUGAGCAAAAUGUAAGAACAUAUAUAUAUAUAUAUAUAUAUAUAUAUAAAUAUAUAUAUUUUGUUAGUAUAUACAUUGUAGAUUUAUAAAUAAAUAAAAAAAAUCACUAUUCAUUCGAAGUGUAGAAAUCUAUAUUGUUCAAGUGAGAGAGCAGGGCAGGGUAUGGUAAAAUGACUGAACAAGCGCGUUUCAGAAUGGCCCUGGAUUAUUUGCAUAUUGUCCAUUUUCUUGUCCAUUCUGUUCACCUGUGCUCCACUGACCACAGACAGCGUCUGUAUGUGUAACAUUUACUCUCCACGUUGCUGUGUUUAGGCUUCAUUGAGCUCUGUCUCAAAAACAGGCAAAGGAUUGAACCGAUUCUAAUGUUUGAGUUCGUGUAAGCCUGUUGUCAAAAUAUUGUUACUGAUUGAUGAAUCUUCCCUUUGAAUAGGGAAGACCGGAAACGCAGUUAUGCCACUGUCUGUAAUUACAAUUUCCUUCAUACUGAACUUUUGUUUUUAUGGAAUGAAAUCUAGCCGUUCUAAAGCAACCCCAUUGCCCAGCUCUCAUCUCAGUUUUGAACACAUUAUGCAACUGGUUUUGAAUGUACACUCAAAUAUAGAUUAUACUCCUUAUUUGCUGUACGUCAGAAUCCUGCCAGUUCAGUUAUAUUAUUAUUUCAUUUGUCAGUAUAUAAUCUAUCAAUUUCUGAUUAAAAACAGAAUUUUUUUUUAUCUUGUGUGAUGGCAUGAAUGGUUUAAUGUGUGUACGAUAAUAGUGUUAAUUCAUAACAUGUCUACAAUCUUGUUGAUUGUGGACAAUGUUAAAUAUCGAUAUUCGUUUUCAAAAAGAGAUUAUAGCAACGCAUAUCGAUUACUGAGGGAGGGAUGCAUAAUUGACCUUUUUGAAUAUUUUAAAUGUGGCCUUCUCAUUCUCAAGGCAGUCAUAUUUGGUGCCUUAUUAGUGCCUAAAUUUAUUUUUCUUCUGAAAUAAUAUUCUUCAUUUAUCUUUAAAUGUUCUGAAGUGCUCAAAGUAAAUGUAUGACUGAAAAGUCUCGACUCGACUGAUAUAUCAUUUUUCAAGAAAAAAAAUGCAUCAACUGUUCCAUAAAGUUAUACAUUUCUGAUUAGGUAUGUGUGAUUUGUCAGUAAUCUUAUGCUUGUGGUUGGAUUUACAUUUUGUUUACUUGUGUAACCUUUUUUUUUUCUUCUUGUCCCAUUCAUUUCUGUUGGUGUCUGUUUUCAAGUACUCAUUAUUUGGAAAGCAUGUAAAAUUAUGGGAGAAAGAUUUCCAUUUUGAAGAUUAUUUAAACACUAGACUGUUAGCAGUAUUUUUCAUCACCAGCCAAAUUUAUAAACACUUUAGAUAUGCCAUAUUGUAGGCCUCUAGCAGUGAGCACACAAAUUAACUUCUGGGUGGAGGUUUUAUUUUAUAAUUGGAGAAAGUCUAUAAAAUGAAAAACAGGCUUGUUCUGUCUGACUUUUGCUACCAACAUUACCUUAAAGAAAUCCAUCAUUGCAUCUUCCAUGAAAUCCAAAAGCAUAAAUAUUUUAUUUUAAAAUUGUAAAACAUUAUCACCAAUUGUUUAUUGGUUCAAUUACACAAGUGCAACAUUACAGACUGGUGGAGAAAGUUAUUUGCAGAGGGGAUGCAUUUUGGGACAUCUAAUAUUUUUUUCCUCUCAUUUUUUAAUUAGUUUUUUUUUUUUGUGUUCCCUCACUAUAAAUGUUUCAUGCAAAACUAAAUUUCAGAGUUUGCCAAGUCUUGUCAAGCAUGAACAUGCAUGUGGCAGUUUAUAUUUUUAUGGGAAGUGUUCCGGCUUUUCAAAAUGCAGCAUUAAUAACAAGUGCUGUUGUAUCUGAAGCGAAACGUCCUGCCCAACAUUUCUAUACUAAUGCACCACUUUGAAUAGGGGACAUGAACAAUACAGAAUACUGCUGUUGUGGCUUCAGAGUGCCUCCUUGUGUGUGUGUGUGCGUGUGUGUGUGUGUGCGCGCGCGUGUGUGUGUGCGUGUCUUUUUAGUCUCUUAUUUCUGUCUUUUGUUUUUAUAAAAAAAAUAAAUAUAUAUAUAUAUAUAAAGUAGGUAUUAAGAUUCUGUCCUGUAUAUAACAGUAAUGUAGCAAUAAAUGUGCCAUUUUUAAUAACAAAACUCUACAUUUUUUCAAUGUCUGGGUUUGAGUCUUGUAUACCUUAAAAAGCUAAAUAAAUAAAAACAUGUAAUAGAAGGUG
Molecule: messenger RNA, 6175 nt
Organism: Ictalurus furcatus (blue catfish)
Lineage: Eukaryota; Metazoa; Chordata; Actinopteri; Siluriformes; Ictaluridae
Gene: tcf3b
Product: transcription factor 3b
Exons: 21
Coding region: 715-2715 (666 amino acids)
Biological process (GO): regulation of transcription by RNA polymerase II
Cellular component (GO): transcription regulator complex
Molecular function (GO): protein dimerization activity; DNA-binding transcription factor activity, RNA polymerase II-specific; RNA polymerase II cis-regulatory region sequence-specific DNA binding
Source: RefSeq, a predicted model, not a curated record